UUCCCUAGCAGAUCCCAUCGUCUGCUGAUCCCGGUACUUCGCCAAGGGUAUCGGCUCAGUGCGACGACAGUCACAGUCGCCAACAUUUUAGGGCGUCGAGCCUUCUUCUUGCUCCUUUCCGUCCGACCUCCCUAACGUCCGCCAAGGUCGUUUCUAGUAUAAGAUACAUUGCUGCUGGCUUAAGCCAGCCUCCACUCUACACCCACCAUCCGUGGGCCUUCUCUUCUCAGACGAGCACCGCACCGCUUGUCUGGGUGGCAGAUUGUGCUGCACCUCGCCUAAAGCCACUGCAAACUGUCAGCCUGUCAAGACUUAAUUCAAUACAAUUCCGUCGGCACCGUUUGAGGCCUCCUGACGGCGAUGAUCAAUACUGAGAUCCCAAAACACUACACCGCCUCGCCGUCCUCUCAUCAAGGGACGCCACAUCUGACCAUCAAUCGCGAUGCGACCUUGGACCUCGACUCCAGCACUGCCUUUGAAGGUCCGGAGAAACUCCUGGAGGUAUGGUUCAGUGCUUCCCCUGAAACUCUCCCGAACACGGUGCCUGCCAACGGGCUCAAGGCAGUAUCACCGGAGACAUGGAAAGAAAUGCUGGAUUUGGUCAACUGCAAGGUGCUAUCCAUUGUUGAAUCUGAACAUGUGGAUGCCUAUCUUUUGUCUGAAUCCUCGAUGUUUGUCUUCCCCCACAAGCUUGUCUUGAAGACCUGUGGAACCACCACUUUACUAUGUGGUCUGCCCCGUAUGCUUGAGAUUGCUUCUCUCUCUGCGGGCUUCCCAGGCCUUGAUUCCGACCUUCCGCAAGGCGUACCGGCUGCAGCAACCCCGUACCGUGUGUUUUACAGCCGCAAAAACUUCUUGUUUCCCACGAAGCAGCACGGUCCCCACCGUAGCUGGCGUGACGAAGUCCAAUUCUUGGACCGAAUGUUCCUGGGAGGAAGUGCGUACAUGAUCGGAAAAAUGAAUGGUGAACAUUGGUACCUCUACAUUACUGGACCUGACACACGUUUGACGCCACCGGGCACACCUGAUUCGGACAAGAGCUUGCUUCUCGGAACGGAGACCAAGUACUUGAGCCCCCCUCAGCGUAUGAUACCUUCAUUGAGCUCCGACGAAGCGCAGGACGAGACUCUGGAAAUUCUCAUGACCGACCUUGAUGAGGAGAAUGCUCGGCAAUUCUAUCUCGAGGACGCGAGUGCGGUCGCGGAGGGCAAGUUUUUCCAGAAGACUCGCGAUGCGCGAAAGGCUGCGAUUUCCAGCCUCGGGACUAUUGAGGAGGAACAUGGGAUUAAUUCACCAGCAUCAUGUACUAAUGGACUGGGGACCUCAGAUGACUUUGACGUGUUCGAGCAGACCUCGUCCGACCACUCGGGAUUCUCCUCGGACGAAGACGACUUAACGUUUCCAGAGGAGCUUACAACUGAAGGACACACGCUUGGGACUGUCGUGUCUGAAGCCUGCGGGUUGUCUGAUGUUUACCCGACAAACAAGUACCCCGAUGCCAAGGUCGAUGCGUACCUCUUUACACCAUGUGGCUUUUCUGCGAAUGGAGUCGUGCCGUCUCCUGAAGGACCUAAGAGCGGCCACUACUUUACUGUUCACGUCACUCCAGAACCCCAGUGUUCGUACGCGUCGUUCGAGACCAACGUUCCAGCACGCCAGACGGGUCGCGAAACUGCCGAUAUUGUCGAGCAGGUUGUCAAGAUCUUCCAGCCAGGCCGUUUCAGUGUCACUCUAUUCGAAGCGAAGGACGAUGACAGCCCGGAAGGCACGCUCGGCUUCGGUCCCGCAGCCAAAAGCUCGCGACGCAUGGAAACAAUCCCUGGUUACAAGCGCAUUGAUCGUAUUGUCCAUGACCUUGACGGAUAUGAUCUUGUCUUCAGGUACUAUGAACGCUGGGAUUGGAAGGGAGGUGCACCACGUAUUGGCGAGGUCGGGGCCUGAGCCCUGCAUUCUGUAUGCCUGGUAAAGCAAGUAGUCGCGAAGGACAGCUGAGACCACUCUUUGGACCUACUGUUGUAUAGCAAGUCAAUCUUGCUUGCGACUCUGUACGUACCACAGCAACCUGCGAGCCCUGUAGUUGUGCCACAUGUC
Molecule: messenger RNA, 2091 nt
Organism: Pseudovirgaria hyperparasitica
Lineage: Eukaryota; Fungi; Ascomycota; Dothideomycetes; Acrospermales; Acrospermaceae
Product: S-adenosylmethionine decarboxylase
Exons: 2
Coding region: 361-1941 (526 amino acids)
Biological process (GO): spermine biosynthetic process; spermidine biosynthetic process
Cellular component (GO): cytosol
Molecular function (GO): adenosylmethionine decarboxylase activity
Source: RefSeq, a predicted model, not a curated record